AGUACCAUAUCCAACUGAUAAAUUUGAACCAAGAUAUCAGAAUAAAAAUAAAGAAAUACUAAAACAAAGACCACCACAUAGUAUACGAAAAGAUAUUCAAAGAACACUACAAGAUUUAUUAGCAAAAGUAAAUCCUACUAAUAAUCUUAAAUUGGGAGCAACAUUCAAAUUAUUAGAUGCCUCAGUCCAAACA
This is a messenger RNA of Racocetra persica, 193 nucleotides long. The record is from the annotation of a GenBank genome assembly. Lineage: Eukaryota; Fungi; Glomeromycota; Glomeromycetes; Diversisporales; Gigasporaceae.